Messenger RNA from Sordaria macrospora k-hell, 1383 nucleotides. NCBI's taxonomy places the organism in Eukaryota, Fungi, Ascomycota, Sordariomycetes, Sordariales, Sordariaceae. The record is from RefSeq and is a predicted model, not a curated record.
AUGGCUUCCCCAGAUCCUCAACAACGCCCAGUGGAUGGCCGCCGUAACGAUGGUGAGUUGACUUCCAACAUCUCCGACAACUUACCGCAACACGCGCUCACAUCACCACUAGAUUCCUGGGUCGAGAUCGCGUCGCAACCAUCGUCAUCCUCGCUGUCGUCGAUAGCGGAUGAUAUAGUAACUACAGGCCUCCGAGUGGGCAAUAACUCGUACCCUCGAAGACGGAGACGCUCCCAACAGCAAGCACCGAUGCCUGCUUCCUUCAUCGUCAGCCAACCGAAUCCCCCUGCCGGGACGAGCAGUCAGGAUGAAUAUGAUGAGUCCGAGAGCGAGGAGGACAGAGUCAUGACCAGUUCGACAGAAGGGAUUCAUCCGGCAGCCAGUUUGCCCCGUCAACAGACUGCCUUCCGAGGCGGUCUACCGGUGGGCUCGGAGGACGACUCGGAUGAUGAUGAGAAUGCGACUGCUCUCGGUCGCCCGACCGACACGGCCCAGGGGCCCUUCAGGCCGCAGCCGAACGCCUUUUCUCACCCACCAUCUUACAUGAUGCACCGCCACCAUUCCGCCAGUCCAUCUCACCCAUACCAUCCCACCCAAUCCCGGCCAUCUCUGCCGACCCGUUCGCAGACGCGAUCGCAUCGCGCAUCGCACAACUUCAUGUCUCCAGCUCUGCAAGCCGACAACGACGCCGCGCUUCGUGCUUCCCUCACCACCCUCUUGUCAUGCGCUGCCGCUGCCCGUGGCCUUCCCAAGCGGGAAGAGGCAAGCCCGGGUCCUGCUGGCGCCGGCAUAAUGCCUAGUUCCCAGCCCAUGGAGUUCCGCCUUGUGCCAGAGUCUGAACUUAUGGUCGAAGGCCCUUCCGGAGUAGGACUGCCGCUCAACCAGACCAAGACACGACAACCAGCCAGGACCGCUUCCAAUUCCAGCGCGCCAAGCGCUCCGAGAUCUGCCAGUUCUGGCCGUGAACAACAGCAGCAGCAACAGCAAGAUCUUGCCACAGCACAAAGAAGCAAGCGAGGAACCAACACCGCUCAAAGACCAGUGCGCACCACGAAGAAGAGGAGGACAAGCUCACCCUGUCCGGCGGGAGUUGCAUCGGAUAACGAUGCUGCCUCCCCCUUCUUCCUAAGUCCAACCAUGUUGACGUGGGUAGUGAGUGCCGGCGUGGUAGUUCUCGUUUCAGUCGUGGGCUUCGGCGCCGGCUACGUCAUUGGGCGUGAAGUCGGCCGGCAAGAGAGCUGCGGCGCUCUGAGCUUGGCCUCCGCGGGAUCAGCCGCGUCAAACGCCUCUUCGAGCUGCGGCCAGGAGUUUGUGCGGUCUACGACGAGCGGAACGUUGAAGAGGUUUAGAUGGGGGUCGGUUGGGAAGAGUGUCGUUGCUUGA